AUGCACUUCCAAACUAAACAAAGUUCAGUAUUAAAUGCAAUGUGACUAUAUUUAUAGUAACUUAUUGAUUACUUUCACUCCCAUUUGUGUUGUUGUGCCCAUUCUGAAAGGGGAUAGAUAGAUAUCCAUCCAUCCACACCAUCAAUGCAACUCUAAAAUCAUCACCAUGUCAACAACGACCAUAUCUAUGGCUUCUUUUUCUCCUCUUACUAGAAUCUCAACCACUCAUUCUUCACACUCUAAUCUCUUCACUCUCAGACCAAAAAACCUUCCUUUAUUUUCACUCUCUCCUUUGAGAGCAUCUGCUGGAACUUCUGAUUCUGCUGACACUGCUGUUAAACCACCACCACCGGAGAAAAUCUCUGUUGGGACAAAUGGGUCUGCUUCUGCUGUUACUGCUGUUGAGGAAGUUAAGGUUUCUACUGGUUUUGUAGACCCUAGAUGGGUAGCUGGGACAUGGGAUUUGAUGCAGUUUAGGAAAAAUGGUACCACUGAUUGGGAUGCUGUUAUUGAUGCUGAGGCAAGGAGGAGGAAAUGGCUCCAGACUAACCCAGAAUCAUCCAGCAAUGACAAUCCUGUGGUGUUUGACACCUCUAUCGUACCUUGGUGGGCAUGGAUAAAAAGGUUCCAUCUCCCUGAAGCUGAACUACUUAAUGGCCGCGCUGCUAUGAUAGGAUUCUUUAUGACAUAUCUGGUUGAUAGCUUGACAGGAGUAGGUCUAGUUGAUCAAAUGAACAACUUCUUUUGCAAAACUCUUCUGUUUGUAGCAGUGGCGGGAGUACUUCUCAUCCGAAAGAAUGAGGAUGUUGAUACUUUUAAGAAGCUAUUGGAGGAGACUACAUUUUAUGACAAGCAAUGGCAAGCAACUUGGCAGGAUGAGAAUUUAAGCACUCCCAAAAAAGACUAGUGGGACUGUUAUGUAGUUCUCUCCCACCACCUUUUGUUCCUUAAUAUAGUGUGCUCUAUUAUUAAUCUUGCUAGUGCAGAAACAAGACAUGAAUAUUAUUUAGACAUUGUAUUUCAUUUCCUUUUAUGAUCCUAAUGCAGAAUGAUACAGAGUUUUUGUAUGUUCGCAAUGUAGGAUUUUUCUUAAGUGAAUAUGAAAUUGGUUUGAGUAA
Messenger RNA from Trifolium pratense (red clover), 1118 nucleotides. Its product is annotated as light-harvesting complex-like protein 3 isotype 1, chloroplastic. The record is from RefSeq and is a predicted model, not a curated record. Bases 167 to 907 code for a protein of 246 amino acids. The transcript has 3 exons. NCBI's taxonomy places the organism in Eukaryota, Viridiplantae, Streptophyta, Magnoliopsida, Fabales, Fabaceae.